UGCAUGUCUGAAGUUGAGAUUUAUAAUUAUCUUUUGCCAAAUUGUUGUAAACGCAAUUACCCUUCGAAUAAACACCAGUUUGCAUUCUCAGCAUUGGGGUCGCACAGCAUUUAUUUUUACUGGCCAAUAAUGGACAAGCCCCUGGGUCUGGACGACAUAUCAGCGAUGGAGAAUCAGCUCAGGAGUUCCGUGGAGCAGGACCGUCACUACUGGAGGGUAAACGAUGUGAAGUGCGAUGCGAUUUAUACUGCGAAGACUUAUGAGGAGUUCGCAGACCGGGUGGCUGCAGCACACUUGCGGCCUUUGGAGAAGGCUGACUACCGAAGCAAAAAGAGCGGUUGGAACCAGUAUGCAGUCAAGGAAAAAGAGAGUGACUGAUCACUUAAAUUCUGUCAUAUUGCUUACUUACGUG
This is a messenger RNA of Amyelois transitella, 412 nucleotides long. Its product is annotated as coiled-coil domain-containing protein 103. Gene Ontology annotation, cellular component: outer dynein arm. The record is from RefSeq and is a predicted model, not a curated record. Gene Ontology annotation, biological process: inner dynein arm assembly; epithelial cilium movement involved in extracellular fluid movement; determination of left/right symmetry. The coding region runs from base 4 to 378 and encodes 124 amino acids. Lineage: Eukaryota; Metazoa; Arthropoda; Insecta; Lepidoptera; Pyralidae. The transcript is spliced from 3 exons.